Molecule: messenger RNA, 3153 nt
Organism: Colletes gigas
Lineage: Eukaryota; Metazoa; Arthropoda; Insecta; Hymenoptera; Colletidae
Gene: stum
Product: protein stum
Exons: 9
Coding region: 1-3153 (1050 amino acids)
Biological process (GO): taxis; sensory perception of mechanical stimulus; proprioception
Cellular component (GO): sensory dendrite
Source: RefSeq, a predicted model, not a curated record
AUGUUUGGUGAAGAAAAUGGCGGUGGAAAAAGUGAGAGCGACAACGGAUCUCGGCGUCCUCCGCAUCCUGGUGGUCUGCAUGAAGGACUCGAGCUUCGGGGCCUCGAAAGGAUGAGGCGGAUCGACGACGGCCAUGUUCCACGACCGCCUCCGUUCAGGGUGCUCGCGGCACCCGAUGGGAAUUAUUUGGCACCCCCCACGAUACCGCCGCCCCCGCCGCGUGCACCCGAGCCCUACAAGAUCGCGCCAUCCUCCACGUCCUCCUCUAGGGCCCACAGACGGUCCAGCUUCGUGAUAAUCGCGGACUCGAGGCCGGUGUCGCCUGAGUCGAGGAGCCCGUCGCCGACAUUGGCCACCGGCAGAGUUUCGCCAUUUCGAGGACGCGGAUUCAAGGGACCGCCACCAAGAUCGAGGUCGAGGCCACAGUCCCCGGAACACGCCGAUGGACGGAAAAGAGGUCGAAACGAUCGUCGAGUUUCAGUAUCGCAGCAGAGCAGCCCAAGAAGAAGUCUCAUACCGCAGCCAACUCGACAGCGCUCGACGUCCCUCAGCAAAUCGAACGAGCGUCUUUCGUCGCCAAGAAUCGGUCGCCGCGUGGACUCGCGAACCCGUUUGAACGUCACCGACUCGAGGAAUCGCCUAAACGUGUCUGGGAACAGCAACAGCACCACGAACCUGGUCACACGUCGACAAACCACCAGGACACCCAGCAAACUCUCGCCUAUCCAGGGUACUCCGACGAAGCCAGAAAAAACGCCGCAGUUCGUGCGGAGAGACAGGUCCAAGGAAGUGACGAGGUCGUCGACGACCAAGCUGCAAAAGGUCGCCGCGUCUCCGUCGAAAAAUCUGAGGAACGCGAGGAGAGCGACCCAGGAGAAGACGACGUCGAGCAGAACGUCGAGCAAGGAAUGCGUGACGUCUCCGUCGAAGAUCCCCUUGAAGACGAACAAGAUCGGCACGAAUAACUUGAACCCGGCCAGGUUCAUCACCAUCUCCAAUCAGCCUAACGAGAGGAGCAGAAAGGCGGGCGACAAGGGGUCCAAGGCGAACGAGUCCAAUCAGACUGGCAAACAAACGGAAACGGGCUCGAAGGAGUCUCAGAACUCGUCGAGCUCGGAUCGCGUGGGCAAUUUGCACUUGAUCGAUCUGUUGAAACAAUCUUCCGGCGCUACCGGCACGUCCAGCGUGGUGAACACGACGGCCACAACAGCCGUGCAGCCACUGCACAUAGACGCGAACGCUGUUCCUUCGGAGAAAGAUGCUUCAGAGAGAAGAAACCCAUCCGAGAGGACGAAGAACAAGUCAUCGGACCCUAACAGCAAAUCUUCCAACCCUUCGAACGACGAUUCGGUUGCUAGACAGGCGCAAAACGGUCAACCUGUCGGCGACGAUCAGCGUUCGAACCAGGUCUCCAGGUCUAGCAAGCCUGGUAACAAUUAUGCUAGAACGAAGGGUGGAACGGACAGCAGGAACGAUUCGCCCAUCCCAGAGGCUGUUGGCGGCCAUUCGAAGAACAGUAGCGUCGGUCAAUCUGUGAAGAGCCUCAACAAAGCGAACGGAGCGGCGAACAACACCGGUUCGGCCACGCAGCAGCGUUCGAACAGGAACCAGACCGCGAUCAACGAUCAAAAUGCGAAGAAUUCCAAGUACAACGAUCAAAAGUCUGAGGAUCCGGCCGCGUUGCAAUCCGUUUCGACGAGCAACUCGACGAGGACCAACGACGUGGAGGCGGCGAACGAUUCCGUGAGGAAUUCUGCGAGCACCGGCACGCAGAGAUCGAUGGCCAGUGCUACGACGAAACAGGAAGACGCGAAAACUGUUUCGAAAUUGACCACAGAGUCGGAGACGAAGGUUCCCGCGAACGCUGCCACGGGGAACGUUGCGACGAACGCGGUCGUUGCCGAUCAAUCGACGACCGCCGCGAAGACGAACAACGUGUCCGCCAUGAUUGGUGCAGUGAACGGCUCGAAGAAUGUGAACAGCGCCGAGGUGAAACCACGGCAAGUUAAUCAUGGAAGUGGUACGUCCUUGAAAUCGUCCGCGGGUAUGUCGGUCGAUUCGAUCGAAAGCGUGAGGUCCACUGACACCGGGGUGAGCGUGGACACUGUUAGGGGUGUGUCCUCGCCGAGGGAGAAGACGGGGAUGCACGUGGUGAAACGACCGCAGGAAAUCGAGACUCUCAGCGGGAACGUGGUGCACCUGGAACAGAACGGCGAGCCAGCGGUGCUGGGAGCAGCGAACGGCGUUGGUGAACGGCCGCCCGACGGAUUUUUCGCGCGUUGUAAGAGGUCUUUGGGUCGCUGUUGCGAGUGUUGCCCCAGCAUGAGGUGUCUCGCCUGUCGUACCAACCCCAAAGGACUCGCCUGGCCUGGGAAUAACACCAGGAUCACCAACGUGACGGACACGAACGAAGCAGCUCGGCAGCCCGCGGUUGAGAGAAACGAUGCACCUGUUGGCUGCUGGUCGAAAUUCAAGAAUGGAUGCAGGUGCAAUCGAUUCAGGGAAAUAAAAUGUUGCUCAAGAAGAUCGAGGAUCGCGCCAGCCGAGGCAGCCGUCUGUUGUCCUCCGGAACGAAGAUUCGGCGCCAUUUGCCGUCGAUUGUUCGACAGCUGCAAAUGCAAACGAAACGUUGAAGUAGAACGCACAAGAAGCAUACGUGCCAAGAACAGUCUUACCAGCGUAGCGCCGCCCCCAUUAUCGGAGGAACCAAAGGCCAAGAUACCGGAUGUCCUGGUGGAGCACAAUUCCCUAAUGCGCGGCGCUAUUCCGUGUCUACCAGUACCUCUCGCCUGGUUCUGUCUAGUGUGGAACGUUUUACUGCCCGGUUCUGGCACCGUUUGGAGCGGUCUUUUCAACUUGUGCACCGGACAGCCGAGAUUCUCUGCGGUGGCUGGAUUGAAAUCAAGGCUCGGCGCCUUCGUGGUGAACCUAGUGGUCGGAGUGGGUCAAUUAUUCACCGUUUUAUUCUGCCUGGUUGGGUGGGGCUGGAGCAUUUGGUGGGGCGUCACUUUGGUUCGUUUAGCCAGGAAAUACAAGCGAUUCAAGGCUUCCGAGGCAGCCAGCAACGAUCCCGAGGCCAGGGGUGGUGAACCAGCGGCUCUGCCACCCGGGGUGCCCAGUCAAGCCCUAAGAGGGAUGGAACGGACCCGAUGA